AUGAGGAGCGAGCGCGACACGGACCGCCAUGGCGACCGGGGCAGGAGCAGGGGCGGCAAGGCCCGCUCGGCCUCCCGCUCGAGGUCCCGCGGGAGGCGCAGGACCAGAGAGGCGAGGCAAUCUGCGACGCCGCCGCCGAGGACGCUGGCGCCCACAAGAAUGGCGCGGCGGAGGAGGGGCAGCACAGGAAGGCGCAGAGGGAGGAGAAGAAGAAGCUCACGCCCGAGGCCCCAGGGGACGCCUGCUGCCGAGGAGAAGGCGAGGCGAGAGGCGGAGGCCGAGGAGCGGCGGACGAAGGCCGCCGAGGAGGAGGAGAAGCGCAGGGCCAUGCGGGAGCGCAGGCAGAAGGUCAAGGAGCAGCAGGCCGCGGCCCAGGCGGAGCUGAAGAGGGCCACGACGCAGGAUCUGACGGUGGAGGAGGCUCCAGGGGUGAGCCCCGAGGAGGAGGAGAGAAGGCGACUGCAGCGGGAGCGCCGGGCGAACCGGAAGCUGAUGGUGCUGGACUGA
Molecule: messenger RNA, 507 nt
Organism: Prorocentrum cordatum
Lineage: Eukaryota; Dinophyceae; Prorocentrales; Prorocentraceae
Source: the annotation of a GenBank genome assembly